Protopolystoma xenopodis is the source of this 1230-nucleotide messenger RNA. The record is from the annotation of a GenBank genome assembly. Lineage: Eukaryota; Metazoa; Platyhelminthes; Monogenea; Polystomatidea; Polystomatidae.
AUGCUGAAAUGCUCCAACAGCUGUGGACCAGGAAGACGAGCAAGAACACUGAGGUGCCAGGACAGCUCUGGAGUGUUUUGGCCUUUUGCUGAGUGCACAUUAGGGGCCACAGGAUCGUUAAACUUAUCAAACCCAACUAUCUCCCCAGGCGAUAAUGAUGCUACCAUUUCAGAAACAGUGGUUUCAAGCCAAACUGUCGCUAUUGCCUUGAUCCAGUCAGGCUACUCUGGAAUAACUGCAGGCAAAGAACCAGGAGCGGUAAUUUGGGGUGACCAAAUUCAAGAAAUUCAGAGCCUUCAGCACUUAAAUGAAACUGAGCAUUGCCUCAGCAUUGAAUCAUGCCGUAAACGUCUGGCAUGGUACGCAACAGUUUGGUCGGAGUGCCGCUUUGUGGAAACUGGAAAAUAUAGCUCGAAUUUAUCUGAUGCCAUAGAAAGCAUUCGUUUUCAAGACGACUCGGUUAAAUAUAGGAGAUUAAAUGAGUUUGAUGAUACUAAGGGAGUAAUGAGCUUGGAGAAUAAAAUUGUGAAGGAAACGAAUUUGCACAAUGAAGAAGCGAAAGAAGACAUAGAACGUUUAAAAAAGUUACAGCAAGAUACCACACAAUCGAUAUGUUCUAGUCAUGAGGGUAGUCGGAAUAUAGCUGAAGCUGAGCAAAUUUGGCAACGACUCGCCUAUACUACAAAAGUGAGCAAUUUGGGCUUCAAAAAGCGUCUUCUUUCCUGCCUUCUUCUGCCUGCCGAGUUAAUGACUCGAGCAAAGGCCGCAGUCAACCAGACUGUGGAUGAGAAGAGACCAGAUAUUACAACUACAGCCGCCAGCUUAACCAGAGCACGAUUAGCCGGAAUGACGGAGAACAGUAAGGCAUUAAACGAUUAUCUUGUCACUCUUAUCGAGAAAAUGCUAGGAACCGAAGGACAGCUGGUAACCACGAUGAAAUCAGGGGAAGAAAUGGCACGUGAGUUGCCUUUUGACUACUGCCAGUUGGCGUUUGGUAGCGAAGAGUUUGUAACUAAAUCAAAAGUAGCAAGUAAUGGAAAAGCCUUAAAAGUAAUACAAGACAACAAAGAGAUGGGAAUUUCGCCUGAAAGGAUGCAUCCUGAACAGAUAGAGGAGUGCACAAUACCGGUUUGCUAUCGUUGGGCCGAUAUCAAGCUAUCUACGGUAAGCAACAUUGUUCUCUUGCGAUCGAAAUCUUUGGUUUACUUUCUAAUCAAGUGUUCGAAUUAA